Molecule: messenger RNA, 1149 nt
Organism: Schistocerca serialis cubense
Lineage: Eukaryota; Metazoa; Arthropoda; Insecta; Orthoptera; Acrididae
Exons: 4
Coding region: 1-1149 (382 amino acids)
Source: RefSeq, a predicted model, not a curated record
AUGUGGUCGACUGCUGGUGGCGUCACGUAUACCAAGGUGUGGCAGAAGGCUGUGCUGGACGCACGCCAGAAGGAGAUCGCAGCGCGCAGCCUGGGCCUGUGUGGUCGCCCGACCACUGCAGCGGCUCGUCGCGCCAGCUUCCGCAGCACCGGCCACCAGGGGCGCGUCCUCGACGCCGACGCCGCUGGAGACGCCGAGGCGCCGCCCUGCACGCCGCCCAAGACGCCGCAGGCUCCGCCUCAGCAGCAGCCGCAGCCCCAGCUGCAGCCGCCGCCGCCUAAGCCCAAGCCACAGCUGCAGACACAGGGGCAGCCCAAGCUGCAGGCACAGGCCUCUCAAAAGCCACUGCCGGUGCCGACGCCGCCCCCACAGCAGCGGCCGCCGCCCAAGCAGGCCCUGGCGCGCUCGCUGUCCGCCCCCUCCAACAGAGCGCAGCUGCAGCCUCGGCCUCCGCCUGCCCAGCCGCCAGCGCCAACCCACACGGCUCAACCGCCCCCACCGCCGCAGCCGAGGGGCAUACUUGUCAGGAGGCCGCCCCACCACGGCAGCAGCGUCGAUGUCAGCUCCAAGACGGCGGAAGAGAUGGCCCAGGGCACGGCUCGCGUCCGCUUCGAGCGCAGCGUCAAGUCCGCCCCCGCGCGCCGCCGCCUCCGCACGGCCAAGCUGCGGCUGGCGCGCCCCCGCGGAGACGAAGACUCCUCCGACGAGGUGGCCGACGGCGUCGGCGACGCCGAAAACCGCUCGCAGCUCGCCCCGCCGUCUGCGGCGGAGCCGGCGGCGCGGGAGGCGGCCACGGACGCCAAGAAGGCGGGGGGCGGGCGCCGCGGCGGUGCCAGGGGCAGCGUCGACGUCGUCACCAUGGUGUCGCUGCUCAGCCCCGAGCACAGCGACGCCGACGACAGCGACGGGCCCGCCGCCGCGGCUGCCUUCCUGGCCGCCACGCCCCGCGGCUGGCUGGAGCACGCCGCCGCCGCCGCCGCCGUCGCCACCGCCGCCGCUGCCACGCCCGCGAUUGGCGACGCCGCCCCCGCACAGUCCGCGUCCCAGGCAGACGUCGGAGCGUCGUCUACCGCCUCUUCGGCUGGCGCGUCCCUGCAGCCGACGCGCGUCGUCUGCCUUCGAAAGUCUCCCAAAGCGGGUCUGGUGUAA